This is a messenger RNA of Penicillium oxalicum, 837 nucleotides long. Its product is annotated as tyrosine-protein phosphatase. Gene Ontology annotation, biological process: dephosphorylation. The record is from RefSeq and is a predicted model, not a curated record. The coding region runs from base 1 to 837 and encodes 278 amino acids. Lineage: Eukaryota; Fungi; Ascomycota; Eurotiomycetes; Eurotiales; Aspergillaceae. The transcript is spliced from 2 exons. Gene Ontology annotation, molecular function: phosphoprotein phosphatase activity.
AUGAUAGACUCCGCAGACCUGCACGAUGCGUUGAACACUGAUCUCACUCGACCCAUCCCCGAAUCCACCGUUUCCCAGAUCAUCUCUCUCCCUCCCUUUCUCCCCAUCUCUGGUGUCUCCAAUUUCCGUGACCUCAGCUACGAGAACAACCUCCGACCCGGCUACGUCUACCGGUCGGCCAAUCUCUCAGAUAUUACAGAAGAUGGCAAACGCACGCUGGCUGAGGAGUUGGGGGUGACGACCAUCUUUGACCUGCGCAACGAGAGCGAGCGCGUCAAGGCUCCCGCGCCCCAUAUUGAUGAAAUCGACACGGUCUGGGAACCGUACGGGGCCAAACCGGCCACGUUGAGCCUGCGCGACUUCGCCGGAGAUGACCACGGCGUGCGUGGCUUCGUGAAGAUGUAUUCGGGCAUUCUGGAAGCGUCCGCACCGGCAUUUCACCAGGUCUUUAAGCAUAUCAGGGAUCAACCUGAUGAUCCGUUUGUCUUUCAUUGUUCCGCCGGCAAAGACCGUACUGGCGUCUUGGCCGCACUCAUUCUCUCCUUGAUGGGCCGGCCCCACCAAGAGAUCAUCGAUGAUUAUAUCCUCACGCGGGCGGGAUUGGAGUGUGUGCGUGAGAAUCUGUCUCAGGCGCUGGACUUGGAUGAAGGGACCGACCAUCUCAGUCCCGAGGCUCUCGGCAUGCUGGAGCUGAGCGGUGUACGAGCGCCCGCCAUGGCCGCCUUCUUGAAGCACCUCGAGUCCACUUACGGCAGUGGCGCCGAGGGCUACCUCACUACAAAGCUUGGCUUUACCGACGCGGAUCUUCGGCAGAUGGUGAAGAAUCUGAGCGCGUGA